AUGGAGGAGGUGAGGGUGUCUGAUGUGGAGGUGUGUAACCUGGCGUACAGGGGGCAGCUGGAGCAGCUGAGGAGCAUGGUGCUGGCAGACAAGUCCCUGACCUCCAGGACGGACCAGGAUGAAAGGACACCUCUGCACUGGGCAUGCUCAGCAGGACACACAGAAAUUGCUGAUUAUUUGCUCCAGCUAGCAGUGCCAGUUGAUGGUAAAGAUGAUGCAGGAUGGACUCCUCUUCACAUUGCUGCCUCUGCUGGUCGGACAGAUAUUGUCAGAGCUUUAUUGGGGAAGGGAGCCCAAGUGAACACCACCAACCAGGUUGGGUGCACACCUCUCCACUAUGCAGCAUCUAAGAACAAGCAUGAGAUUGCUCUUCUGCUUCUGGAAAAUGGUGCUUCACCUGAUUCCAGGGACAAGCUGGAGUCCACACCACUUCAUCGCGCAGCUUCAAAGGCAACCUGAAGAUAGUGGAAAUCCUCCUAAAACACAAAGCAUCAACUAAUAUACAAGACACUGAAGGGAAUACACCACUUCAUCUUGCCUGUGAUGAAGAGCGAGUGGAGGAAGCCAAACUCCUAGUUAAGCAUGGAGCAAGUAUUUAUAUAGAAAAUAAAGAGGAGAAGACACCAUUACAAGUGGCUAGAGGAGGUCUGGGAGCAUUGCUAAAGAGAAUAGUAGAAGGGUAG
Messenger RNA from Staurois parvus, 683 nucleotides. Lineage: Eukaryota; Metazoa; Chordata; Amphibia; Anura; Ranidae. The record is from the annotation of a GenBank genome assembly.